AUGGAUUUUGCAAAGCUCAUGUCCCAGCACAUCAAAAAGGGCAAGGACACAACCGCGCCCGCUGACUCUAGCGAAAAGAGAUAUCUGAAGCGCAGCGAGGUCGAGGCGCAACGACAGGCUGCCUAUCGCGCUGAACAAGAAGCCGCAGAGCAGGCGCGCCAAGACCGCAUAGCCCACAAACGCAAGGCCGAGGAAGACGAAGCUGAACGGGAAGCCGAGCGGCGGGAGAAGCGGCAACGACUGGCCGAGGAGUCGCGGCGACGCAGGGAAGACGAGGAAGAGGCGGAAGAGAGCAGGAGACGAAAGCGUCUUGGUCUGCCGGAACUUCCGCCAAAGAAGAAAGAGGGAGACGAUGAGGGCACACCAAUACCCAAGGACGAAGACAUGCCAGACGAAGACCUGGUAGCGAAGCUGAGGGCUCUGGACGAGCCAGCAAAGUUGUUCGGGGAGACGCAUAAGCAGCGCCUGAAGCGGUACAAGAAGCGCGUGGGUGCAGACAACCUCGCAGCCAUCAUGACGGACGGGCCAAUACCCACGACGCUGCAACUGGUGCCAGAGAAGGAUAUGAAAGUAGAGCUCAAGGUGCCCAAGGACAAAGACGGAAGAGAAUUCCUUUUCAGACAGUUGGCGAGCUACUUCACCAUGGUGUUGACGGAAUGGGAUGCCACCCUCGCACGCAGAGACGAAGACGUGCAGACCAGCUACCAGGGCAAGCAAGCCUACGCCGCCAUGGUGCAAGCCCGCGAAAACAUGCGACCACUCUUCAAGAAGCUGGAGAAGCUCGACCUCGAAGCCAGUAUCCUCGAUCCCGUCGUCGAGAUUGUGCAUGCUGCGCAGGAGCGACGUUACGUCGACGCCAACGAUGGGUACUUGCGACUCAGCAUUGGCAAGGCAGCGUGGCCAAUUGGUGUCACCAUGGUGGGCAUUCACGAACGCAGCGCCAGAGAGAAGCUGCACGAGAGCGACAAGAACGCGGCGCACAUCAUGAGCGACGAGAUUACGCGGAAGUGGUUGCAGAGCAUCAAGAGGUGUCUGAGUUUUGCACAGACGAGGUGGCCGCCGACAGACCAGUUACAGCUCAUGGGUUAA
This is a messenger RNA of Dothidotthia symphoricarpi CBS 119687, 1089 nucleotides long. RefSeq names its product potassium channel regulatory factor. The coding region runs from base 1 to 1089 and encodes 362 amino acids. Gene Ontology annotation, cellular component: U4/U6 x U5 tri-snRNP complex; U5 snRNP; U2-type post-spliceosomal complex. NCBI's taxonomy places the organism in Eukaryota, Fungi, Ascomycota, Dothideomycetes, Pleosporales, Dothidotthiaceae. The transcript has a single exon. Gene Ontology annotation, biological process: RNA splicing; generation of catalytic spliceosome for second transesterification step. The record is from RefSeq and is a predicted model, not a curated record.